CGUCACGUGACUCGGCUCCACUUCUCGUUUUGUCGCCAGGGCCCGAAGUUGGCGCAGCGUGACGCGAGUUUGGAUAUGGCAGGGUUACCCUACGUGACGCUACGUGGGGGGUGCCGCAUGCCGCUGGUGGGAUUCGGCACCUGGAAGACAAAAAAGGGUGAGGCGUAUGCAGCUGUGUGUGCUGCACUUGAGGCUGGCUACCGGCACCUGGACUGUGCACACGUGUAUGUGAAUGAAGAGGAGAUUGGGAAUGGCGUCCAGGGCUCUGGGGUGCCUCGUUCACAAAUAUUCAUCACGAGCAAGCUGUGGAGCACGUUCCAUCACCCCUCUGCAGUGCGUGCUGCUUGCGACCAGACGCUGGCGGCCCUGAAGACAAACUACCUGGACCUGUACUUGAUGCACUGGCCUAUGGGUUUCAAGCCAGGCGAGGACUUGUUCCCAUUGGAUGAAAAUGAUAAAGUGAUUACUGAUGACACGGAUUUUCUGGACACUUGGGAGGCAAUGGAAGCACUCGUCGACGCAGGUGUCAUUCGAGCUCUGGGUCUCUCUAACUUCAAUCGUGACCAAAUAAUGAAGAUUCUGAACAAACCCGGCCUGAAGUACAAGCCUGUGGUCAAUCAGAUAGAGAGCCAUCCUUACUUGACUCAAGACCGGCUGAUUGCAUUUUGUCGUGAACAUGGAAUUGAAGUGACGGCAUACAGCCCGCUGGGUUCUCCCGAUCGUAAUUGGGCCUCUGUGGAUGAGCCCAAAUUACUGGAAGAUCCGUGCGUAUGUGCAAUUGCAUCGGCGCAUAAGAAGACACCUGCACAGGUUCUAAUCCGAUUCCAUGUACAAAGAGGAGUGAUGGUGAUUCCAAAGUCUGUGACAAAGGCGCGCAUCCAUGAGAACAUACAGGUGUUUGAUUUUGAGCUGACUGCAGAUGACAUGAAAUCCUUGACUUCCCUCAACAAGAACUGGAGGGCCUGCCCAAUGCAAUGGGCUGUGGACCACAAAGACUACCCAUUCAACACUGACUUCUGAACCAAGUUUCAAUAUUAUAUUCUCUCAGCUUCCUGCAUGGGUAUUUUUUUCUGAUAGAAUACAUAGUUUGCACUUAUUCAACACACCAACGUGAAUUAAUACAUUAACACCUCACAGAAAUAAACAAAUAGAUGCUUUUUGAAAAAGAUGGUCAACUAAGCCCAAAAAUACCUCAAAUGGCAGUUUUCAACAAACUAAGCAGACAAUUCACAUCCCACCCACAUCUGUCCCUCCACCUACAAAUAUAAAAGUACUUUUUACGCACCCCAUUCGCCACAGUCUUCGAAGAGUGCAUAUUUCCAGCAAUGGUUCAAUACAUACGAACUCUGGACCAGUGUCGACAUUCAUCUUCUCAUCAGUAGAGUCAGGCUUGCUUAGACAAAUGCUGAAUUGCCAAAUUAGUUUUUUCAGUUUCAUUUAUUUGGUAUAGUCCCGUGAGCCAUUCGGCUCUUGAAUCGUGUGCAACCGCAACAAACAAAAAACAAAAA
Lethenteron reissneri (Far Eastern brook lamprey) is the source of this 1508-nucleotide messenger RNA. Its product is annotated as aldo-keto reductase family 1 member B1-like. Lineage: Eukaryota; Metazoa; Chordata; Hyperoartia; Petromyzontiformes; Petromyzontidae. The record is from RefSeq and is a predicted model, not a curated record. Gene Ontology annotation, molecular function: oxidoreductase activity.